Messenger RNA from Blastocystis hominis, 1191 nucleotides. RefSeq lists its product as hypothetical. The record is from RefSeq and is a predicted model, not a curated record. Gene Ontology annotation, biological process: TORC2 signaling. NCBI's taxonomy places the organism in Eukaryota, Bigyra, Opalinata, Blastocystidae. Gene Ontology annotation, cellular component: TORC2 complex.
AUGGGUCAACGUACUCUUCCAUGCCUCCUUCUUCCUUGCCAGCUUUUCCCCCGCGAAAUCCCCUAUUCCCUGGCCAUCUCGCUGACGUCCGUCGCUUCGCAGUCCUCCAAUCCGUUCUGUUCGUGCUGUCUGCACCUGCUUCUCCACCUUUUAAUCCACCACACGCGUCUCGUCAUCAGCUGCGACGGGAUUUCCGUUCUUCUUCGCGGCUGCGUCGAAAUCCAGGACGACUCGCUUCUCCAAUCCUCGCUUCUCGCCUGUCUUUUUCUCCUCAACACGCCGACGUACCGCCAGCCCAUGAUUCUUCUAGACCUCCAGUACGUCAUGGAGCCGUUCAUCGCCGAUCCCAUUCGGAGCGAUACCUCGUUUUACUACAUCGCCAAUCUGGCCGUGCUGACCAUCAUGCGAUCGUGGAAUGGAUUGCUGAUCUUCGGAAGCGACUUCGAUGGCUUCUCGAACUAUGUGAGCAUUCUGGCGGCGCGAGGCGAGGAAAACACGGUGCUCGCGAAGGAAAUGCUGUCGUCCCUGUUCGUGCUGCUGGGAAUUCCCGUUCCGAACCUGCUCAUGGAGGACGAGAUCCAGCGCCAGUCGAUCUUUUGGACCGAAUGCUCGCUCUAUCUCGACCGACUGAGCUUCUCCGCGAGCUCCAAGCAGCAAACCAAUCUCCUCACCACCUAUCUUUCCGUCAUGACGGUCAUCUGCCUCCGCGCCAAACUCCCCGAGACGCUCAUUCCGCUGACGCGCCACGCCGAUAAGGACGUGGAGUAUUUAGCCAAUCAGCUUCUCCGAAUCCUCACGAUCUUGGCAGAUAUCUUUCUCCCCACAUCGAACAGCUGCAGAGUCGCGAUGAUUUCGUCGUUUGUGAGCUCGCUGAAUGCGGGGAGGCCGCUGUCGCUGAUGGGAUACACGAUCGCUUCGACGUACAUGUACCCGAUCGUCCAGCACAAAGUGUACGGAAACACGUUUCUAGUGGAUUUCCUGUCGUGGUUCAUCGUGUUUGAGAACGUUCUCGAUUAUUUCUGCGCCGAUUCGCUCUCGGACGAGUCGCUUCGGUUCUCCGAGUUUUGUUGUUCGAAUCAUCCGGAUAUGAUGGACAAUGCGAUCAAGUCGAUGUAUCCCGAUAAGGACCAGUUCGUGAGUCUGCUAAGCGAAAUGAAUGUACCGAAUCGCGCGUUUCUUCUCAGAGACUAG